CUCUAGCGUUAACAAUGUGGUUGAAAGGUGCUAUAGAUAUUCACAGUUCAAACUCACAAACAGAAAGUUUCUUUAAGCAGUUGUUCAGAAGUCAAUCUCCUCUUUUGACAGCUACCGAGUGAGUGGGUGCAUAUGUCCUUUUAUACUCUAGAGGACUGAGUUUUUUUUCAGUACCAUGGGCCACAGGAGGAGAGGUCACACUCAUGCCCCUAAAACACCUCCAUGUUUAAACACACACUCCUCCAACACAGUCCAGCAUGCUGAUCAUGAGCAGAGCAUCAAACACAGCAUAUGUAUGGUGUCAGACUUCUUCUACCCAAACAUGGGUGGCGUGGAGAGUCACAUCUACCAGCUCUCACAGUGCCUCAUUGAGAAGGGCCACAAGGUUGUAAUAGCGACACAUGCGUAUGGGGACCGCCGUGGAAUUCGCUACCUGACCAACGGGCUGAAAGUCUAUUACCUACCACUGCAGGUGAUGUAUAACCAGUCCACAUCCACCACCUGCUUUCACAGUUUGCCGUUGCUCCGGUGUAUAUUUGUUCGUGAAUGCAUCACAAUCGUUCACGCUCACAGCUCCUUCUCCGCGAUGGCCCAUGAUGCUUUGUUCCACGCCAAGACUAUGGGACUUAACACGGUCUUCACAGAUCACUCUCUCUUUGGAUUUGCGGACCUGAGCUCUGUCCUGACCAACAAGCUGCUGACUGUCUCUCUGUGUGACACUAAUCACAUUGUGUGCGUGUCGUACACUAGUAAAGAAAACACUGUACUGCGGGCUGCUCUCGAUCCUGAGAUCGUCUCUGUCAUCCCGAAUGCAGUCGACCCCACUGACUUCACCCCUGACCCCUGUCGGCGCGACAAUAGCAAAAUCACCAUUGUGGUCAUCAGUCGACUGGUUUACAGGAAAGGCAUAGAUUUACUAAGUGGAAUCAUUCCUGAACUAUGUGGAAGGCAUCCGGAUCUCUGCUUUCUGAUUGGCGGAGAGGGACCCAAAAGAAUCAUAUUGGAAGAGGUUCGAGAGAAAUAUCAGCUUCAUGACAGGGUUCGUCUGCUGGGAGCUCUGGAUCAUAAAGAUGUGAGGGAUGUCCUUGUUCAGGGUCACAUUUUUCUCAACACAUCUCUCACUGAGGCCUUCUGUAUGGCAAUUGUGGAGGGAGCCAGCUGUGGUCUGCAGGUGGUGAGCACGCGUGUUGGAGGAAUACCUGAAGUCUUGCCGAAUGAGUUGGUGACUCUGUGUGAACCGUCAGUUUGCUCACUUUGCGACGGCUUGGAAACUGUUAUUGAAAAAAUAAGAAGUGGAAAUGUGGAGUCUCCUGCUGCUAUUCACCGCAAAGUCCAAACACUGUACACCUGGAGAAAUGUUGCUGAGCGCACAGAAAAGGUGUAUAAUCGAGUGUGCAGAGAGCCUGUUCUGCCGUUAUCUGCACGACUGCAUCGACUGCGCUCUCACUGCGGUGCAGUCGCCGGCUCCAUCUUCUCCUUCAUUGCUGUUAUCAACUUCCUCUUCCUGCUCUUCCUGCAGUGGCUCAGGCCUGACAGUCUGAUCGACGUGGCUGUAGACGCUUCAGGUCCUCACAGCCGCUUAAAACAGCAGGUCAGUCAGAAAACGAGUAAAACAGCAAACCCUAAUAAUCUCACAUGACCUCACGUUAGUCUCACCAUGACCUUUAUUUAGAGGGGGAGAUGUGAAAAAUGCACUCAUGUUGUGAAACUGUUGUACCCUAACUGCUCCUGUUUACAUUCCUAUUGAAAACCAAGAGCUCAGGUGUAAAGAGAGCUAUUAAGAGCUAUUAUUCUCAAGCACUCCUGCUGUCCACAGCCUGCUUUGCACAUUGAAAAGCUGCCUUUAACUGAACCCCCCUCCCCAUCAGAAGGUAGUCUGAGUUUGUUGAGAUGGUUGCACAAGUUCUUUUUAAAAUGUCUGGAUUCAAUAUGAAUGAGGAUUUCACAGUAUGUGUACGUGUUUUAAACUGACACAAAUAAGCCGAACUGAAGUUUUUAAUGCCAAACACACAGUUUGUGAGCAUUUGCAGAAGCUGUGAGAUUUAAAAAAGCAUCAUAUCUGUUCAUUUCUGUAAUCUGACAGUACUUGUUUCUUUUUUUUAACUGGUUUUUACUUGCAUUGCUGCUUUUUGAUGGUUGACGUAACCCAAAUACUUCAUUUUUGGACUCAGUUUUCUGUCGCAUAAUGUUUCAUUCUUGGUUUCUUUUACACCUAUUUUGUAUGACCUUCUCUGUGAGUAUUGUGAAUAUAAUUAUACUGCACAACUGUUCUUCUACCUAAAAGUGGUGUUUGAAUUAUUUUUGUUGACAGUCUACAAUAA
Danio aesculapii is the source of this 2321-nucleotide messenger RNA. RefSeq names its product phosphatidylinositol glycan anchor biosynthesis, class A (gene piga). Gene Ontology annotation, biological process: GPI anchor biosynthetic process. Gene Ontology annotation, molecular function: phosphatidylinositol N-acetylglucosaminyltransferase activity. The transcript has 7 exons. The coding region runs from base 176 to 1639 and encodes 487 amino acids. The record is from RefSeq and is a predicted model, not a curated record. Lineage: Eukaryota; Metazoa; Chordata; Actinopteri; Cypriniformes; Danionidae. Gene Ontology annotation, cellular component: glycosylphosphatidylinositol-N-acetylglucosaminyltransferase (GPI-GnT) complex.